AUGAGGAAAUAUGGGUUCAGGCAGAGCAAUUCCGAUCAUACACUUUCCUUGAAACGUCGAAUGGGGAAAUUGACGACACUUAUCAUCUAUGUGGACGAUAUGAUUGUUAUGGGUGACGACAAAGAGGAAAUCUCAAAGCUCAAAGAUUACCUAGCAACUGAGUUCAAGAUGAAAGAUCUUGGUGGUUUGAAAUAUUUCUUGGGGAUAGAAGUAGCUCGAUCUAAACAAGGUAUAUUAGCUGAAACCAGAAUGCUUGAUUGUAAACUGGCUAACACCCCCAUGGUCCAAAAUCACCAUCUUGCCGUGCACCUUGAUCAAGUUCCCACUAAUAGAGAUCGUUAUCAAAGGUUAGUUGGGAGGUUAAUUUAUUUAUCUCGCACCAAGCCUGAUAUUGCAUACGCAGUAAGUGUUGUUAGUCAAUUUAUGCAUUCUCCGAGUGAGGCACAUAUGGGUGCGGUUGAACGCAUCCUACGGUACCUGAAGUCCUCACCGGGUAGAGGCAUCAUGUUUUCCAAGAAUGAUCAUUCCCGAAUAGAGGGUUACAAUGAUGCAGAUUGGGCAAGCAACGUUACCGAUCGUCGGUCUACAUCUGGUUACUUUACAUUUGUGGGAGGAAACUUAGUGACUUGGCGGAGUAAGAAACAGAAAGUGAUUGCUUUAUCAAGUGCAGAGGCGGAAUACAGGGGUAUGGCAAAAGGAGUAUGUGAACUAUUAUGA
Molecule: messenger RNA, 717 nt
Organism: Pyrus x bretschneideri (Chinese white pear)
Lineage: Eukaryota; Viridiplantae; Streptophyta; Magnoliopsida; Rosales; Rosaceae
Product: secreted RxLR effector protein 161-like
Exons: 1
Coding region: 1-717 (238 amino acids)
Source: RefSeq, a predicted model, not a curated record